Syzygium oleosum is the source of this 443-nucleotide messenger RNA. RefSeq lists its product as uncharacterized. The transcript is spliced from 2 exons. The record is from RefSeq and is a predicted model, not a curated record. Bases 61 to 387 code for a protein of 108 amino acids. Lineage: Eukaryota; Viridiplantae; Streptophyta; Magnoliopsida; Myrtales; Myrtaceae.
UUAAUCCCACACAAGUUUCUCUUUAGCCGUAAGAGCAAUCAGACGACAAGCGCAAUAUCGAUGGAGGAUCUCGGGUUCAAGAGGCUAAUGGCAAUGGCGGCAAUGUUGGUGUUAAUUCUCGGUGCAUCCGCGGCACAAGUGCAGAGUGAUAAUUCUUGUUUUGAUGAUUGUAUCUCGGAUUGUGCUGAUAGCCGUAUCCCAGGUUGUUACGCCAAAUGCGUAGCCGCACAUCAUUGUCAUCACUCUUUGAGUACUCUUCUUGGUCACUGUGAGCUUGGAUGCAAAAUCACCAAGUGCAUUGGCUUGAGAUCGGUUGCCAAGGAGCUUGGAGUAUGUGCAAAUGCAUGCUCGAAAGAUUGCAAAGCAACUUAUAAUAUUCCGCAUUGAAAGUCGUGACCAUGUUAUGUACUCGAUAAUAAGAAUGAGUUAAUGAGUCAAUGAAA